Molecule: messenger RNA, 1769 nt
Organism: Anastrepha ludens (Mexican fruit fly)
Lineage: Eukaryota; Metazoa; Arthropoda; Insecta; Diptera; Tephritidae
Gene: Diap2
Product: death-associated inhibitor of apoptosis 2
Exons: 4
Coding region: 79-1335 (418 amino acids)
Biological process (GO): regulation of cell cycle; negative regulation of apoptotic process; positive regulation of protein ubiquitination
Cellular component (GO): nucleus; cytoplasm
Molecular function (GO): cysteine-type endopeptidase inhibitor activity involved in apoptotic process; ubiquitin protein ligase activity
Source: RefSeq, a predicted model, not a curated record
UGGGCAAUUUCACAACACUAUUCCUAAAAGUUGGAUUUUUCCUUCAGAGAAGUGAAAUAUUUAUCUUUUGGCUUGGAAAUGGAAGAAACAGUUGACGAAAGUGAAUAUCUAGUAGAAUGGAAUCGUUUGGCUACAUUUAAAAACUGGCCUAAUCCAAAUAUAUCUCCACAAUCAUUGGCAAAAGCUGGUUUCUAUUAUUUAAACCGUUCGGAUCAAGUGAAAUGUGCCUGGUGCAAGGGCAUCAUUGCCAAGUGGGAGGAGCAAGACGAUGCUUUUGAGGAGCACAAACGGUUCUUCCCCGACUGCCCACGUGUGCAACUGGGUCCACUUAUAGAGAUGGCAAGCAAUGGCAUGCGCGAUUUGGGCAUACAACAGAUUUCUCCACCGAAAAAGCCAAAAUUCUCCUCAUUAGACUCGCGGCUCAGGACCUACACUGAUUGGCCCAUUCCCGACAUACAAAAACCCGAGGCGCUGGCACAGGCUGGUCUGUAUUAUCAAAACGUUGACGAUCAAGUGCGCUGUUUUCAUUGCAAUAUGGGAUUGCGUUCAUGGCAACGCGAAGAUGAUCCAUGGUUUGAGCAUGCAAAGUGGUUUCCACAGUGCCAAUUCGUGCGACUAGUUAAAGGUGCCAACUAUAUACAGCAUGUGCAGGACUUAACGCGUCAAUCUGGUCAUCAACCACAAAGCGAGAUGACCAUUGAUGAAGCCAUGAACACCGGACCCGUUCUGCAGGCACUGGAAAUAGGUAUCGAUGGCGGCUCAAUACGAAAUGCAACACAAAGGCAACUUUUAGCUGUUGGACGACCCUACGACACAGUUGAAGAUUUAAUAAAGGCUGUAUUUGGGGAUCCUGAAGACACCGAGCCAAACUCAAGCAGACAGUGCGCAGAAGGAGUGAACACCUCUUUGGAGCACGAAGUCUCGCGCUUAAUAAAUAUUAUGGACGAAACGUUGAGCCGCAACGAUGGGCAACAAAAUCAGCAAUAUGCCGCUGAAAUAAAUGCGCCAAGCUGUUCGGCAGCUUCGACAAAUGUCUUGCCAGAGAAAAGUGCUGGUGACACCACAAAAAUGGCCGAAAGCGAGAAUAAGAACGUGAAUAUAAACGCAAACGAACAAACAAUUGAACCGUCGUUAAGUAGAACGCUAUCGCUGGAAGAGGAGAAUCGAAAACUCAAGGAUGCACGACUGUGUAAAGUCUGUUUGGAUGAGGAGGUUGGCGUAGUAUUUUUACCAUGCGGUCAUUUGGUCACUUGCGUACAGUGCGCGCCAGGCGUUGGCCAAUGUCCCAUGUGUCGCGCAGAUAUUAAAGGUUUUGUUCGCACUUACCUAUCGUAAAUAGCUGAACAUUCACAAUUUAUUUCCUGUCACAAUGUGUUAUAUUUAAUUUAUUACUAUGGUAGUUGAUAUUAAAUUUGCUUUAGUACAUACAUACAUAUAUACAUAUAUAAAUGUUACAAUAUAGGUAGGAAUGGUGAAGUACGUAUUAUCGAAUGAUUUAACAUACAGACAUACAUAUAAUAUAUAGACAAUGUUAAAAGGAAAGCUUUUUACUAAUCAUUGGAUGAUAAACUAAACUCUUUUUUAAACUAAAUACCUAUCUACCUUGCAACAAAAUCAAAUAAUGUAGCUUGUCUGUUAUGUUUUUCGAGUUUUUAAUGAAUAUCGAAUGUAAUUUAUCGAAAUGAUGUGUUUUUUCUUUAGUGUAUUUUAUGUGAAAGUAAAAAAGGUUAUGAAAUACAUAAAUACAAAAUAUAUGUUCAAAAAAACAA